Molecule: messenger RNA, 1249 nt
Organism: Cucurbita moschata (crookneck pumpkin)
Lineage: Eukaryota; Viridiplantae; Streptophyta; Magnoliopsida; Cucurbitales; Cucurbitaceae
Product: 50S ribosomal protein L17-like
Exons: 6
Coding region: 118-669 (183 amino acids)
Biological process (GO): translation
Cellular component (GO): large ribosomal subunit; ribosome
Molecular function (GO): structural constituent of ribosome
Source: RefSeq, a predicted model, not a curated record
GCGAAGGUCGAAGCCUAGAAACUGCCUUUUCGGUUUCGUCCCUUUAAAACCCCCGAAACGAAACUCUGAGGUUUUUCAUCUUCGAACUCAGUCUUUGCUUUCUUUCCGCCAUUAACAAUGACGAAGUUCAGAAAGCUUGGUCGAGAUGCAGCUCACCGGAUGUCUAUGCUGAGAACAAUGGUUUCUCAGUUGGUGAAGCACGAGCGGAUUGAGACUACUGUUCCAAAGGCUAAAGAAAUUCGGCGGCUUGCUGAUAACAUGGUUCAAUUUGGAAAAGAGGGUUCCCUUUGUGCUUCAAGGCAUGCUGCUGCAUUUGUAAGAGGCGAUGAUGUCCUUCACAAACUAUUCACAGAACUGGCUUAUCGAUACAAAGAUAGAGCUGGUGGAUAUACAAGACUUCUUCGGACGCGUAUACGUGUUGGCGAUGCUGCACCAAUGGCUUAUAUAGAAUUUAUUGAUAGAGAAAAUGAGCUGAGACAGUCGAAGCCUCCAAAUCCCCAACCACCUCAGAAGGCUCCAAUGGAUCCAUGGACAAGAUCACGGCUUAGCAAGCAGUUCGCACCACCCAAAGAGAUCAAAUCUGAUACAACUUUUAUGUUCAAUAAAGAAAGCUUUUCUUUUCCAAGAAGUUCACCCCCACCCGAAUUGUUUUGCAAACUUCAGAUGUAAACCAAACGAGUAUAGACACUGCGUUACAUACAUUAUCUCUUUCUCCAUAGGCUGAAAGCUUUCCCUCAAACAGAGAGUAAUUUUCGGCUUUCAAAGUUGCCCAUUUCUUGAGAAUUCCCUCCGAGUCUCUCUCAAGUCUCAUCUCAACUUAUUAAAAAAACAUAUGGUUUAGGUGUUUUUGGAUGAAUAUAUAGGUGAGGACCAAGGGCGAUGGUGGACUGUGCAUCGUCUUGUAGACAGCCAGCAAUUGCUCUGCAGCAGCAACAAAAUUUGGACAUGGCUUCAAAUAUUCCGAGCCAGGUAUGACCGAGUGCCUUCUCUCCCCAACCCAGGUCUCUGCGUGCAUGCAUUUUAUUGUAUUGUCAUGUGUCAAGUUAUCACGUGUAGCCUACUUGCUUUGGAGGCAAAUUGGUGACGGUUGGUUCACAGGGGAAAAGGAAAGCGGGUCAGAUUUGUUUUUCUUUUUCUUUCAAAAUUUGCUUCAUUUAUAAUUCUUGAGAAUUAAUGCAUUUCCUUCCUGUACUGUGUGUAUAACUGGACAUGUGACAUUUUCAGUGGGGAUUUCUUUAUAAUUAGUGCA